UGCUCGAUGUAUGGCCAAACAAUAAUUUGUUUACGACUAUAUAGUUUAACACCAUUAGCACUCGUUUAGUUGCUUACAUUUUUCUUUAUCGACUCCACCCCUAGAUUGAUUAAAAUUUAAAACUAGUCUCACUAUUGAGUUAUAGAAAUUGUAUAUUAAUUCGUUCCUUUGUGUCUUUAAUCUAGUGCUCUUCAAUUCGUUACUUUUAUUGUAUUUUUGUUUUUUUUUUUCAUUAUAUUGCAAUCGCAUAAUAACGGUACCUCACCUGUCCAGUUUAGUGGGGCUUGUUUGGGUGAACACAAACACGGCCUGAUAGUAUAAAUACCAUGUUUUUAUUCUCAUGACAUUGUCCCUUUGCUCACGGUCGCAAUGCUUCGGUUUUUGAGUAGAAAACGGGGUCGGAAUGAUCCAAAAGCUCGAAACAUUAAAGCUGGGGCCGAACGUUUAAAUCCUCCAAACAAGCAUUGUAUGCAAUGCAGGGUUAUGCUUUUAGAUGGUACAGACCUAUGCAUUGAAUUAUCAAAAAAGGCUGUUGGAAGUGAUUUAUAUGAACAAGUUUUUUAUUCAUUGGAUUUAAUUGAAAAAGAUUACUUUGGUUUACAAUUUACUGAUGCUAAUCAUGUUCAGCAUUGGCUUGAUCCUACAAAAGCAAUAAAAAAACAAGUUAGAAUUGGACCACCAUAUACAUUUCGACUACGUGUUAAAUUCUAUUCUUCAGAACCAAAUAUGCUUCGAGAAGAGUUAACUCGCUAUCAGUUUUUUCUUCAACUGAAAUUAGAUAUCCACGAAGGUCGCCUUGAAUGUACUCAAAGUACUUGCAUUGAAUUAGCAGCCUUGGCUUUACAGUCUGAACUCGGUGAUUAUGAUGAAACAUGUCAUACUCCUGCUGUUAUAUCUGAAUUUAGAUUUGUACCAAAUCAAACUGAAGAUAUGGAAAUACAAAUUGUAGAAGAAUUCAAAAAAUGUAAAGGUCUAACUCCAGCUCAAGCAGAAACUAGUUAUUUAAAUAAGGUGAAAUGGUUGGAAAUGUAUGGAGUCGAUAAUCAUACUGUUUUAGGUAAAGAUGGAUGUGAAUAUGCUCUUGGUUUAACACCGACAGGAAUUUUAGUUUUUGAAGGCCUUCAAAAAAUUGGACUCUUUUUCUGGCCAAAGAUUGGAAAAUUGGACUUUAAGAAGAAGAAAUUGACUUUGGUUGUCGUAGAAGAUGAUGAUCAAGGGCGUGAACAAGAGCAUACAUUUGUAUUUCGAUUACACAAUGAAAAAGCGUGUAAACAUUUAUGGAAAUGUGCUGUUGAACAUCAUGCAUUUUUUAGACUUCGUGCUCCUGUUAAAGGUCCAUCUGCUAGACAAAAUUUUUUCAGAAUGGGUUCACGUUUUAGAUAUAGUGGCAAAACGGAGUUCCAAACAACUCAACUAAAUAGAGCAAGAAGAACUGUUCAAUUCGAAAGAAGACCAAGUCAACGAUAUGCAAGAAGACAGUCGCAUGUUUUAAGAGAACGACAAAAAGAUAAAACAGAAAAACAAAAAGUAGAAAAUGAAAAUGAAAAUGAGAAAACGGAAAAAAUUAAUAUUAUGGAUAAACCGCCAACUCCAAUCUUAGAUUCCAAAGAUAUUCAUCUUGAACCAACUUCCUCAUUGACCUCAAACUCUUCUGAUAUUGCUGAAGAUAGAUUGGAUUCAUUGUUAAAAAGUUUGAAUAAAGACACUCCUUUGAUCAACAACAAAAUAAAUGAAUCAAAUUCAGCUGAUAUAAUCAAUAAAACCGAUGGUAUUUUAUUUUACAUAGUAUAUUUAUAUAAAAUUAGUAUUAUUUAUUAUUAUAUUUUAUUAGAUUUUGGCAAAGAUCAAAAUCAGUCCUCAUCUCCAUUACCAAACAAUCGAAACAUUACAUUUAAUACUACUCCAAGACCAAUUCCUAAAGAACAUUUGAAAUGCAACAUUUUAAAAGCUAAAGUUGAAGAGGAAAUGAAGAAAUCUCCUUUGUCUUUGUUUGAUCCAUUAUCUAAAGUGACCAACUUGCAAGAUAAUAAUUUACUACAUAAUGGGGAUUGCAAUGUUAAUUCUAAAUUAAAUUCUUUUGGCAAAGAACAAGCAACAUUUGUAUCUGUUGGUGGAGACAAACUGACAUUGUCCCUUAAUGGUGGCAUUGCAACACCUGAAGAAACUAAACAACCAUUGGAUGAACAACCUACUUCUGAAACAUCUGUGUCUAAAGAGGACCGUAAAAGAUGUGCCACUCCAGUAACAGUGACCCAUUUCUCUUUUGGUGAAUGUGGGAAAUUAGAGCAAAGGGUGGUUUCUCCUGAAAGAAGUCCUACAGAAAGUAUGUCAAGCAUUUUGUCCUUACCAUUUAAUGCCACAUCUCCUACUAGCCCUCGUAACCCAUUUUCGGCAAAUCCGUUUAUUGGUGAUUCACAAUCAGUAACAAAUCCAUUCUUAUCGUCUUCAUCAAAUCCAUUUGCUGAUAAUGGUAUAAAAAAAGAUUCUACUAAUGAUGUCGAAGUUGCUGUUGAACCAAAUACUGGCAUAAAUGGUGUAACAAAUUCUAAUACUAAGGUAGUCCAAAAAAAUCAGGAACCUACUAAGAUGAAGCCUUUAAAUCAAAUUUCUCCUUGGCUAAUUAGUAGUGGUGCUGAGACUUCAUCAGGACCCAAAAUAAUAACCAGGAAGUCUGUAAUAACAACUCAACUUUAAAAAUGGUAUGUAUGUUAAAACUUCAUACUCAUCACUGUUAUAUCAGAAAUAAUGGAAAUACUAUUAAAAAUUAUGUUAUUACUUAAAUAUAUAUAUUCAAAAUAAAUUUGUGAUAGAACACA
Molecule: messenger RNA, 2816 nt
Organism: Melanaphis sacchari
Lineage: Eukaryota; Metazoa; Arthropoda; Insecta; Hemiptera; Aphididae
Product: band 4.1-like protein 5
Exons: 15
Coding region: 370-2694 (774 amino acids)
Cellular component (GO): cytoskeleton
Molecular function (GO): cytoskeletal protein binding
Source: RefSeq, a predicted model, not a curated record